Messenger RNA from Heteronotia binoei (common prickly gecko), 1523 nucleotides. RefSeq names its product zinc finger protein 501-like. The record is from RefSeq and is a predicted model, not a curated record. NCBI's taxonomy places the organism in Eukaryota, Metazoa, Chordata, Lepidosauria, Squamata, Gekkonidae. Gene Ontology annotation, molecular function: DNA-binding transcription factor activity, RNA polymerase II-specific; RNA polymerase II transcription regulatory region sequence-specific DNA binding. Gene Ontology annotation, biological process: regulation of transcription by RNA polymerase II. The coding region runs from base 51 to 1523 and encodes 490 amino acids. The transcript has a single exon. Gene Ontology annotation, cellular component: nucleus.
ACAGGCAGGAUGGUGAGAAUUAUAGCGAGCGAUGUGUGGUCUCUUUCAUAAUGACCGACCAUGAAGUGGAGGAAAGGCCUUGCAGGAAUCCAAAACAAUCAAAGAGGCAGGACGAAAGCAAAGCAGAGAAGUUAGGUAAUCACGCUGUAGUUUUCCAGACUGGCAUCCUUGAAAAUCCUGCCCAAGAACCAUAUAACAAAGGAAAGAGGAGGAAUAAACAUUCUGCCCACAGAGAAGUCUUAAGCUAUGAAUCCAACAUUUCUUCCCAUCAGAGAAUCCACGCAGGGAAUGAAACGUACAAAUGCUCUGAAUGUGGAAAGGACUUUGGCAGGCUCGUAAGCCUCACUUCUCACCAGAGAAUCCAUAUGAGGGAGGAGCGUUCCAUGAGUUCAGAGUCCAAAACAUCUUUUAGUAUGAGUGAAAACCUUACUUCCCAUAAAAGAACCCAAACAGGGCAAAAACCGUGCCAAUGUUCACAGUGCGGCAAGAGGUUCAGCUAUAACAGUGCUCUGAAUUUACAUCAGAGAAUCCAUUCAGAGGAGAAACAAUAUCAAUGUUUGGAAUGUGGAAAGUGCUUCCGCUGGAGCACAGCUCUCACCUCCCAUCAGAGAAUCCACACAAAGGAGAGGCCAUAUGAGUGCCUGGAGUGUGGAAAGACCUUCAGGUGGAACGUAUCCUUCACUUACCAUCAGAGAAUCCACUCAGGGGAGAAGCCAUACAAAUGCUUGCUGUGUGGAAAGACUUUCACUGUUAGUGCAAGCCUCUCUUCCCAUCAGAGAAUCCACAAAAAGGAGAAGCCGUAUGAGUGCCUGGAGUGCGGAAAGACCUUCAGAUGGAGCACAGCCCUCAAUUCCCAUCAGAGAUUCCAUUCAAAGGAGACACCAUAUGAGUGCCUGGAGUGUGGAAAGACCUUCAGUUGGAGCUCAGCCCUCACUUCACAUCAGAGAAUUCACUCAGGGGAGAAACCCUACGAGUGCACAGUGUGUGGAAAACGCUUCACUCAGAGACCACACCUUGUUUCCCACCAAAGGAUCCAUUCUGGAGAGAAACCCUAUAAAUGCCAGGAAUGUGGUAAAGGCUUCAGUCAGAGCUCACACCUGAAGGUACACCAAAGCGUCCACACAGGAGAAAAGCCAUAUAAAUGCUUGGAGUGUGGAAAGAGUUUCCGUAUCCAUACAGGUCUUACAUCACAUGCAAGAAUCCACACAGGGGAGAAGCCAUAUAAAUGCCUGGAUUGUGGGAGAAUGUUCAGUCACAGCACAAGCCUUAAUGUACAUCAAAGUAUCCACACAGGAGUGAAGCCAUUUAAAUGCUUGCAGUGUGGAAAGAACUUUGCCGUCAGGUCACGGCUUACAGAACACCAUACAGUCCACAGCAAAAAGAAAAAAUAUGGAUGCAGGGACUGUGGGAAAAGAUUCAUACGGAGAUGCUACCUGAUACAACAUCAAAGAACACACAAAGGGGGGGUGGGGCGUCAGUUGUGUGGAUGCACAUUAGGCGAGCUCUCUUCCCCUACUACCUAA